Microthlaspi erraticum is the source of this 2286-nucleotide messenger RNA. The record is from the annotation of a GenBank genome assembly. Lineage: Eukaryota; Viridiplantae; Streptophyta; Magnoliopsida; Brassicales; Brassicaceae.
AUGGAUUCUCAGGACCACAACAACAACAACACUCAACAAUCUUCAGGAGGAAAGAGCAAUGGGGCUCAUGUCUGCACUAAAUGUGGUUGGAAUUAUCCAAAUCCACAUCCUAGUGCUAAGAACCGGCGUGCACACAAGAAAGUUUGUGGAACCAUCAAAGGAUUUGAGAUCGUUGAUUCCGAAAAGGACAAACAGAAUCUUGAGGAUUUGCAGGAAGAACAUUGCUUGAAUGAUGAGCUAAAAACCCCAAGUCCAAGAACUGUGGAGAAAGCUGAUGAGAGAAUUGGGGAUAUACAUGAAGAAGAUGUGUUUGCAGAUGCUGCUUGUGAAUUUUCGAGAUCUGACUCUUUCAAGGAAAAGGAAGAGAGUACUAAGAAUUUUGGUGAAACUCAACAGGGUAACACUUCAUCAGUGGGUGGUGUGAUGAAAAGCCCUGAAGUGGUUCAAGAGAGCUGUGAAGUUCCACCUGUGGAAGUCCUUGAGACCCAUAACGUCUCAAGUUCUGUUGAAGUAGCUUCUGGUAAUCAACAAGGAGGAGGACCAUCUACUGAAGGACACUCUACGGCGGCUAAAACACUGACUGAGUCAUCACAGGAAGCUCCAGUCAUUGACGGAGGUGAUACCAUAUCAAAUGUUGGGUUAGCGACAGAAUGCAAAGGAAAUUCACAGGAUGAUUCUGAAGCUAAGUUAGCAUCUGCUUUAGGAAAGACACAAGAUACUUCUGAUUCAACAUGGAACGAUGAAGUUAUCUACUCGGAUGUGGAGGGUCCUCAUGGAUUUUCUUUUGAAGCAACGAGUAUGGUUCAUCCUGGUGAAGCUGACUGUGAAGGCAGUGGGAAUGUGCCGGUUGAUACUUCUCUGGUAACAGCCAAUGCAGCUCACGUUAUCAGCACCAAUCAAUCUGUUCCUGAUGACGCAGAAAAUGCUUUGCUUGGAGUCAAAAGCCAUGAAGAACAUGAAUCAAAUCAUUCGGUGAACCCCUGUCUUCCUGUCUCUGAGACACCUAAGGGAGAAGAAUGUGAAACCAACACUCUUACUACUGGCUCAGAGGUUACUUCAUCAGCCAAGCUUCUCUUGGAAGAAAAAACUGAACCUCAAGGCCAAUCUUCUUUGGUUGCAGAAUCAUCUAAGAAUGACCCUGAAGGUGUUGACAAAGAGGGUGAAUCAUCUUUUGGUGCUUCCAAGGAAACUGCUGAGUCAGAAACCUUGAGAGUGUCUCUACCUGCGGGAAGUCCUAUGGUUGCUGACUCGGAUGCUGAUGUGAGCCAUGCACCUAACAAAACUGGCGUAGUUGAUCUCACUGGUCAGGAGAACAGCCCAAAUAGCCAGCUGAGUUCUGAGUCCUCUUGUAUCGUUGAACACUAUUUUUCUCCGGUGUCGGUUGUAUUGGAUGGAGAGGAUGCAAGCAACCAGAGGAAAAGUUCAGUAGAAACAUCUAAAGACUCCAUCCUCCAAACCGGUGCUGAAGCCUGUGAAAGUAACGAUGAAGUUUACAGAGAGAGUAGCAAAGUGGGGCUUAUGGAGGAAAGCAGUUUCAUAAAUGUAGCGAGUACAAUGGAAACUCCUAUAAGCCAUUCUGGAUCAACAGGCACUGGACCUGACGAUGCUACUGUUAAAACAGCUGAUCAGAAGUUACCGGAAAGCGGAAGGACAGAUUUCCACAGAGUUGUUGGUGGCUUGGGGGUUAUUCAAGCAAAUGAGAUUGACGGUAAUGUUAAAGCACACAACUUUUAUGCUGAAGUCCCUGUGACAAUCGAAUCGAAUGACCAUCGAGAUUUUGGGAGACUGCAGAAUCUUUCAGAAGAGCACAUUAGAUCACUGGUUUCCAGUCCGCUAGUCACUAGAAAUAACACAUCUAAUGCGUUUGAAUCCAACUUGGGAUCGAUUUCAGGACCAAGUGGUGAAGCUGACAAACCGGACUACACAUCUCAGUCAUCAUCUCUUGCUGUUUCUCUGUCGAAGAACCAAGAGAUCACUCUGGAGAAGACAACAAGCUGGAGCACAGCAAAGGAGCAGCACGUCCCGCUGAAGAACCUUCUGAGUGAAGCAAGGUCACCAAGGCUAGCAGCAGAGGCAAAGAAGGAUGACGAGAGUAACGUACCGAGAGUGAGUUCGAUAUUGGGACAAGAGACUUCCCCUGAAGACGGUCGCUUGCCAGAGAGAAGAGAAGUGAGUGAGGAGUGGAAUUCACCAGCAAAGUAUCCAGUGGACUUGAAGAGACAGGAGAGGAAAGGGAAAGGAAAACCCUUUUGGGUGCCUUUUGUUUGCUGCUCCUCUGUUAAGUGA